GUGCGGCGCGAAGGUUGGGGCGGAUCCCGCGGGGCCCGGGCGGGGGAAGGAGUCACCGGCCCGGCCAUGGCGGACAACGAGAAACUGGACAACCAACGGCUCAAGAAUUUCAAGAACAAAGGCCGCGACCUGGAGGAGUCAACUUCUCCGUUGAAAAAACACCCCCGGCGUGAGAGGCCAUCCUGGUGAUGCUAACAGUGCCUUCCAGCGGCCUGUGUUUUACUCUGCAUAUAGCUGAAUCAAGAUGUGGCUCACGGUGUGCCCUCUUCAGACUAUGAGACGACAACGAAAUGAAGUUGUAGUUGAGUUAAGGAAGAAUAAAAGAGAUGAACAUCUCUUAAAGAGAAGGAAUGUACCACAUGAAGAUAUCUGUGAAGACUCUGAUAUAGAUGGUGAUUAUAGAGUGCAAAAUACCUCUCUAGAAGCUAUUGUUCAAAAUGCUUCAAGUGAUAACCAAGGAAUUCAACUAAGUGCAGUUCAAGCUGCGAGGAAACUUUUAUCCAGUGACAGAAAUCCACCAAUUGAUGACUUAAUAAAAUCUGGAAUAUUGCCUAUUUUAGUCCAUUGUCUUGAAAGAGAUGACAAUCCUUCUUUACAGUUUGAAGCUGCAUGGGCUUUGACAAACAUUGCAUCUGGAACCUCUGAACAAACGCAAGCAGUCGUUCAGUCCAAUGCUGUGCCACUUUUUCUGAGGCUUCUCCAUUCACCCCAUCAAAACGUUUGUGAGCAAGCAGUGUGGGCACUGGGAAAUAUCAUAGGUGAUGGGCCCCAGUGUAGAGAUUAUGUUAUAAGUCUUGGAGUUGUGAAACCUUUACUUUCCUUCAUAAGUCCAUCUAUUCCUAUUACAUUCUUAAGAAAUGUUACUUGGGUCAUGGUCAACUUAUGUCGCCACAAAGACCCACCACCCCCAAUGGAAACCAUUCAAGAGAUUCUCCCAGCCCUUUGUGUUUUAAUUCAUCACACAGAUGUAAAUAUAUUGGUAGAUACUGUCUGGGCCCUCUCUUACCUUACUGAUGCUGGCAAUGAACAGAUACAGAUGGUAAUAGACUCUGGAAUAGUUCCUCAUUUGGUUCCUCUACUCAGCCACCAGGAAGUAAAAGUUCAGACUGCUGCACUUAGAGCUGUAGGGAAUAUUGUUACUGGAACUGAUGAGCAAACACAAGUAGUUUUGAACUGUGAUGCUCUUUCACACUUUCCUGCACUUCUGACACAUCCCAAAGAAAAAAUUAAUAAAGAAGCAGUGUGGUUCCUCUCUAACAUCACGGCAGGAAAUCAACAACAGGUUCAAGCAGUAAUUGAUGCUAAUCUCGUACCAAUGAUAAUACACCUUUUGGAUAAGGGGGAUUUUGGCACUCAAAAAGAAGCUGCUUGGGCCAUAAGUAACUUAACAAUUAGUGGAAGGAAAGAUCAAGUGGCCUACCUUAUCCAACAAAAUGUUAUCCCACCUUUUUGCAAUUUGCUGACUGUAAAAGAUGCACAAGUUGUGCAAGUAGUACUUGAUGGACUAAGUAAUAUAUUAAAAAUGGCUGAAGACGAGGCAGAAACCAUAGCCAAUCUUAUAGAAGAAUGUGGAGGACUGGAGAAAAUUGAACAACUUCAAAAUCAUGAAAAUGAAGACAUCUACAAAUUGGCCUAUGAGAUCAUUGAUCAGUUCUUCUCUUCAGAUGAUAUUGAUGAAGAUCCUAGCCUUGUUCCAGAAGCAAUACAAGGUGGAACAUUUGGUUUCAAUUCAUCUGCCAAUGUACCAACAGAAGGGUUCCAGUUUUAGAAAGAUGUUGUGGAAGUUAGGUCCAAUGCAGCACUGAGAUAUAUAUAUAUACACACAUAUAUAUAAAAAGGUUUGAUCCAUCAAGCUUGGCUCAUGGGAUCUGCUGCUGCAUUAAAUCGGGAACGAAAAUGUGAAGAUUUCAUUUGGAAUCACAGAAAAUGCCCAAAUGAGGUCAAGAUGGCGAGUGGGUGCGAGUGAGAAUGAGUGGCAAAAUGUAACGAAAACUUCACAUGAAUGCUUAUUUAGGUUGUUCAAAGUAAGAAGGGCUACAGGUCACACAGAUCUUCAGUGCCUGAGAGUGAACAUUGACUUACUCUAUAUCAAUUGAGGGGAAAGUGCAGUACUGUCAUCUUCAAGCCUUGUAAGCAUAAAAGAGAAUAGGAUGCCCAUAUAAGUCAAAGGAAAAUGAGCCCAGGCCUUGCUGUGAAGCAGUGUGUGAAUGGACAAUGUUGAAUGAAUGUCUGGCCCAGUGAUGGAGAGCCAGGUUCACCUUUCAAAUCUAGGGCUCUUCACUCAUGAAGCAGACUCCUAGUCCUGGAGUGACUGUGUACGAGAGUGUGGUUGUGGUGCUGUAUGUGAACGCAUGCAAGCUUGAUUCGCCUUCAGGGGGCUGAUCACAAACCUAGUAAAUCAUCAAAUUAAGAUCAUAAGUGUUAAUGUACACUGGACUUGAAAACAAAGACCGGUUUAGCAGCAGACAUGGUUUACUCUGCAGUCCGUGUUUUCUAUCCGCCCCCAUGUUCCCCACCCACCCACCCCUUUUUAAUUUUAGUCUUUAUUUACUUUACCUAGUAUGGCUUUUUAGUUUCUCAAGUCAGAAAACUUUUCAGGAAGGUUUCCCUGUGCAUUUGCACCAGAUGAAUGUUUGAUGCUAUGAAAAGCUUUCCAUAUCAUCAAAACUAAUUUGUGUAGAUUUUUGCAUGAAAAAAAUCAUAAAUUUCCCUCAAAAUAGACUGUGUUGCAGUACACAAGUUACCAUAAUAGUAUAAAACAGUAAAAUGUGCUUAAAAAGCCAUCCUUUUCAUUUUCAGAGAUAACAUAAAGAUCUUUGCAUGAGGUAAAUCUACAGCAUAGUUCAUUUUUAGAUUUUGUUGAGUCCUGUAAAGAAGAAAAAAGUUUCAGUUGUGAUAGAAUACCGUGCUGUGUUUAAAUGUUACUUGUUUUCAAUUUUUGUUUUCUAUGAAAAUGAUAUGGAAACUUCUAAAAUGGAAUUUGGUGCAUAUGUACUGCUGAAUAAAGACCGAUGAAGAGGUUUGAAUAGAUGUACAAAUCAAGUAAUGGUUUGAACACCUUUAAUAAUAUGCCUAAUCUGUUCAAUUGUUUUAGAAUCUUUUUAUCUUAGAUGUAGGCAGCCAUGAACAAUCUAUUUUGAGCCACUUUAGGGAGAAAACUUUGUAUUUUUAAAACUUGCAUAAAAAUUAUGCAAGUGGUUUUUAUAAAUUGGAAUAAUACCUCAGUUUUGAGGUUAUGCACACUAAAUUAAAUGUGACAAAUUAAUUUGUACAAAAAGAACUCUUUAUAAGGUGGCUCAUUGUAGGAAAUCCUGUGCCUUCCCCUUUGAGCACAAGUGUUGCAUGAACAACAGUUUGCUAUAAGAAACAUACCAGAUUAGCCACCAUUAGCAUCUAUAUCUACUUUGUGUUUAAAAAUCAACUGGUAAUUCUGAAACACUGUAGAAUGGAUAAAAAUUAUUUUGUGAUCAUAACUCUUUGUUGAACUAGAGUAUUUUUGCAGCAUUCCUUGUCAUCAGAAACAUGGUUAAAGUUUAAAACUAGAAGCAGCAGAAAACUAGCUUGUAAAAAUUAUCCAAGGUAGAGUACAGGCUAGGCUGUCUUGGGGAAAUAAACAUUAAAACUUAAAGCAAUGUUUUACAUGGGGUGUGUGUGUGUGGUGUGUGGGCUUUUUAUAUUAAUGUAAAGAUAGAACAUAACUCAAUGGCUUAUGUUAUCUUCUACUCUUUCGUUAAGCUUUUGACCAACAUAAAUUUCCUAAGUUCUAUAGCUGCAAUAUGACAUAUUAAUAUUCUAACCCACUGAAUUUGUUCACUUGACACCAUUUAUGCUUUUGCUUUCUCCUUUUCAAACCCUCUUCCAGCAAAAUGGACUGAAAGGGACAACUUGAGUUAUAUUUUAAGUAUUACUGUAACUUCAACGUAUGACUCCAAAUGAUAGACCACAUACAAAGCAUGGUUUUUACAGAAGGCUUAGGUUAACCAGCCAGAUGAUCAGAACAAUAUUUUGCAUAAUUUGUGUUUUUUAGUAAAAAAAGUCUGGUUCACAAUAAGCCAAUGAGCUUAUAAUAGGCCAAAUUAUUUUAUAGAAUAGUUAUCUUUAUAUACAUAAUAAUUAUGGACUAUAAUAACAUCUCUGAGUACAAGGGCUACCUACAUAUCUAAAUAUUUUAUUCCUACCUGUGGACUCAUAGGACAUUGAUUUUCUAAUAGAAUGUUAGGAAACACUUUUCUGUGUAUGAAUUCUUUUUCAGCCACUCACAGUUAAAUUGAUUUAAACACAACUCUAAUCUUUGUUCUCCAGUGAUCUGAGAAACGGAUUCACUUUUAACAUAGAGCAUUAUUUCUGUUGAGGGGAGAAAAUGGAAGAAUAACUCUAAUAAGCCAAAUCUAAAUGUUGUUCUUCACUUUUCAUGUCUUAAACUGAUUUUUCGGAGCGCUGAGCCCUUCUCAAGUGCUAUAAAAUAAUAAUAUUACAGUAGAGGUGUGUUAAUACCCUAGUCUAAAAUAUAUCUGUAAAGAUAUUUCUAUUUUCAAGGAAUUCAGUAAUUUUGUGACGUGAUGGAAUUAGUAUUUUCCCCAUUGCUCUGGACCAAACCCAGAGCAUUCCUAUAAUUGAAGCUAUAUGAUAAUCAUUAAAAAGGUUUACCUCAAUGACUACAAUUCAUAGGUUGAAGGAUUUUGUUUAUUUGUUUUGUUUAAAGGUAUAAUUGCAUUAUAAAAUGGCUGACUUUAUUGUAACAGGGUAGUUUGUGGGCCACCCUAUUUGGAUUCUCCAUUGCAUCAGUUCCCUCAAGAAAGAAAUUUAGAGAAAUUAAGCUAAGAUUUGGCUUUAAAGACUCUUAACAGGAGGGAAUUUUAGUUUUCUAUUGCUGUAUAACAAAUUGCCGUGAACUUAGUGGCUUCAGGCAACAGUGUAUAUUUUUUAUUUCCCAGUUUCUGUGGGUCAGGAGUCCAGGUAUGGCUUAGCUAAGUCCUCUGCUCGGUCUCACAAGGCUGCAAGCAAGUGAUCAGCCAGAGCUGCAGUCCAUUCUGAGACUUAGGUCAUCCUCUUGGCUCAUGUAGCAGAAUUCAUUUCCUUAGAUCUGUAAAAUUCAUGGCAGCUUGCUUCUUCAAGAUCAUCAGGAGUAUUUGAUCUCAGGGAAUAUCCUAAGCCUUCUCCUUAGACCUUGCCUGAUUUGAUCAGGCUCACCCAGAAUAAUCUCUCUUUUUGAUUAACUCAAAGCCAAAUUGAUGAGGGACCUUAAUUAAAACUAUAGAAUCCAUUCACCUUUGCCAUACAGUGUAACCUGUGGAGUGCCGUCCAUCAUGUUUGCAGAUCCUGCGUACACUUAAGGAAAGGGGAUUAUGCAGGUUGCGUACACUAGGAAAUUUGGGGAGUCAUUUUCGAAGUCUGCCUAGGGAAUUCAGAGUAUUCAGAGUUGGAGCACUUUUGAGGUGAUCACCUAAUAGUGUACACGUUUAUUUUUUGGAUCAAAAAUGCCUGUGAGAACAUAAAACUCUGAACCAGCUUCCCUGGAAAGUAUACAUACAUGCAGUUUUCCAUACAGUUUUGGGGAUCCCACAGUAUUCCAUGAAUUUCAGAGUAUGAAUGAGUGAUGUCUCCCUUCUCUCCUUUUGGUUGAUAGAGUUGCCAAGAGGUGACUUGCCCAAGGUCACACAGCUGGUUAGGACCAUCUAAGUCUCUGAUCUCCCAAACCAUGCUGUGCUACCAAAUACUAUUCUAAAACGAAUCUAAAUAUAUUUAAAUUUGUGAACCUGUGCAAAAAAUGUUUAUGCAGCUUUUCGUGUUUUGAAUAUUGAAGAAUGAUUAAUACUAAUUGUUUAUAGAAGCUUUCCUAAGAGUUUUGAAAUUGAUUUCUCCUUUUUGAGUUUUCAAACUUGAAUCUUCUAUUGUAGAUACUAGGAGGGUGAAUUAUAUAACUAGAUCAACAUACCUUUAAUUAAAAGCAAUCAAUUGUUAACUCCUGAGGCUUGGUGGGUUGUUUAUCUCUUAAGUGUAAAAGUUAAGUUAGAAUCCAAUGUUGACUAUGUUGAAGACCAGGAUACCUGAGUAUUUUUAUUCUUGUACCUUUUAACGUCUUGAUUAUUAUUAAGUGUCAGCCAAUAAUUUAAUAUUCCUGAGGGGAAUAUCAGCCCAGACAACUAAUCCACUAUUCCCAAACACUGUACUAGCAAACCAGUGCCUAACAAAACCUGACAUUUUGGACUAUGAGAGGAGGAAUUACCUUUCUGAAAGUUUUAAUAAGCACAUUAAUAAAUUGUAUGCUUUUUUAAAAAAUAGAAGUAUAGUAAUUUUAAAGGUGUUGCUUCAUUGAUGCCUUUAAAUCACAUCACAGUGCACAUUGGUGGUCUUGUAGCAAUUAGAAUUAACUCCUAAGUAAAUAAAGGAAGUUGGAAAAAUGAAGAUUUGUAAAGCCUUUAUUCCUGUGUGAUCAGAAGCAACUGUGGACUGUAGUCUCACAUUUAUUAAUUAGCAGGACAUCAGUCAUAAAGAGAGAAGGUAGACUUAUUUUUUUCCCAUAAGGACUUAACCUAGCAGCUCCAUUAAUUUUGAAUAUUCAUUCUAAAUCCAGGCUCUUUCGGUGACAGAAAUCUUGUUCAGAAUGUCCAUGUCAGGCCCUACAGUUUAUAAAAUUGUAGUCUGCUACUUGGUGUGUGAACAGCUGAGUGUGAAGCAAAAUAAAUAUUGCUCCUACAGACUCACUCUGAUCUACCUCCCACCAGAGGACUGCACAUGAGCUUAUGUUCUCUUUGCCCCAAUUUCUGCCUUCUGCCUUCCAUAAAUUUUUUUAUCUUGUGUAGCUCCAAAUAUGCUGCUGUCUCGAGGUUGCUUAGCUUUUCUAUACUAUCAAUUCUUGGUUCAGUCCUUUUCAUGAAGAAAAUUCUUAACUUAUUCCACCUAGACUUUUCUUUCUGUACUCGUAAGCACGUAUCCUACUUUCCUGACAAUAUUUUACCUCUAUAGCUGGUGAUUCCUUGGCUAUGGCUUCUACUUUGUCACUUUACCCAAGAUUUCCUUCAGUCUGUUUUUACUCUUACUUUGAAAUAUCUGAUAGCGAUUUCUAAUAAUCUGCUUAAAUCUACAUGCACCCCUUUAGUCGAAUUAUUAACGGUCAUGAUUCACCCUUGAUGUUUAUGGUAUUCUCAAUCUCUAGUUACCUGCCUUACAGAUAAUUCCCUCACUGUCCUCUCCCUCCAUUCCUCUGGUUUUUCAGCUCUGUGAGCUUUGCCCACAUCCUUUGUACAUAGUUACUUUUUUUUUUUUUUAACUCAUUACUAUCUGUGAUAAUAUCCAAGUCUUGGACUUUCUUAGGGGAGGUUGUUUUGUUUUUUUUUACUCUUUCAAGAAUAAUCUCCAUAUUUGUGGUUCAUAAUUUUGGAGGGAAUCAAGAUAACCUUAUUCUCUCUCCUACUGUAUUAUCAUACUUCUCUCUUCCUGUUUGUUAGGGAUUGUCCCCUUUCCAACUCAUUAAUGUAAAACUUAUCUAUUACCUAUUUUUAGUGUUUUCUACCUCCAGCCAUUUCCCUUUGUCCUUGGCAAUGUGCUGCCUCUAUAAACAGGGUUAUAUUCUGCCUCAAAUGUAGUGGGUAAAGUACAAAGUUUAAGAGUGGUUUUCAAGGUGUACCACCUAUGUAACUAGCACUUCUGCCAUGUCUAUACUAUUAUGUCUAGUAGACUAGCUUAGUGGCCAUUCUAGUUGUGCUUUAAGAACUUGGCAUACAACUGGUGCAAAGAAAUUGGGUUUUUACCUCUUUUUUUUUUUUUUUUAACCAGUUUAAGAUGAUUUAGGAAAGCUGUUAAGCUACCUAAAUAGUAACUUAGUUCCUGUCCAAGAAACUUAGUGAUCAGAGGUGCUACCCCCAUAUCCCUCAUUUUGCAGUUCUCCCCUGCUGCAGAGAGUAAGAAAAGAUAAAGGCAGCAGAUAGGGAAGUGUCUUGGUUCCAUCCUGGUUUUCACAACUCCAUUCUGUUAGUCUCCUUCAAGAAGUAAGGAAUAUAUCCAGGACUGUAUACAACCCUUGCCAUCCCCAUUAAACCUUAAGUUACUGUAUGUGUUUUACAUUUAUGGUAAUUUUUCGUUCUGUAGUGUCUGUCUGGUCAUUGCUCUAUCAUACCUGCGUUUCUUCGUCUUUUCACUAGAUUGUAAGCUCCUUAAGGGCAAGGCCAGCAUAUAAGCAAAGCUCUGUAAACCCCAUGAAGGUGCCAUAAGUUCUAUGGGCACUCAAUAAAAGCUUAUGAUAAUGA
This is a messenger RNA of Choloepus didactylus (southern two-toed sloth), 8246 nucleotides long. RefSeq names its product karyopherin subunit alpha 4 (gene KPNA4). The record is from RefSeq and is a predicted model, not a curated record. Bases 245 to 1768 code for a protein of 507 amino acids. Lineage: Eukaryota; Metazoa; Chordata; Mammalia; Pilosa; Megalonychidae. Gene Ontology annotation, molecular function: nuclear import signal receptor activity; protein binding. Gene Ontology annotation, cellular component: cytoplasm; nucleoplasm; nucleus. Gene Ontology annotation, biological process: NLS-bearing protein import into nucleus. The transcript has 18 exons.